AGCGUUCCGUGCUCUUCACUGUUCUGACACAUUGGGGAGUUUUUUUUCGGGCUACAUGGAUAGAGAUAAAUAUUGGGAUUCUUGCGGUGCGCUCGGUAGUUGAGGUGAAACGUCGAUGUGGCAAUUAAAAAGAAAAUAUUACGCUGAAAAAAAUGUGAUCAAAAUAAUAACAAAUAAAGUUUCAUCAGAGAUCACUUUACUUAAUAUAGUGCCUUGCUAUCGUUCAGAAAUAUUAAUUCAACAAAAAGAAAAGUACAUUUUAAAGAUUAAAUCAUAAAACAAUUCCAGAUUUUUGUUGUAACUCUACUAACGCAGUAGUCCAAAUGGUUUUAGAUCAUUUCUAGUCAAACAACAAAUAGCACGAAAAACUAAAAACAAAAUUAACUUAACGAUAACGAAAUAUAUUCAAUUCAAUUUUAUUUGGCGUCACUUUGCAGUUUAGCAACACAUUUAGUUCUUGAGUUGACGAAUUCUGCACUUAAUACAAAUGGACGACACUCCACCAGAGGGGGGCACACUGCCGGGACAGAUGCCGAGUCCUGUGAUUCGGGGGACGAUCAAAAUUCUCUAAAUUCUGACUGCCCGUCCGUUCCGAAUGGAAUGGAUUGGCUAGUGCGUAGGCAGUAUUUACGUGAAAUGGUUAAAGCACUGCCAGCUUCAGUUCAAAACAGACUUGUGGUGCUCAAAAAUCUGCAGGUGGAGACUCUAAAAAUCGAGGCCGAAUUCUAUGAGGAGGUAAAAAAGCUGGAGCAGAAAUACCAGCUCAAGUAUCAGCCCUUGUUCGAUAAGCGCAAGGAAGUUGUCGUCGGGACAGUGGACCCCGCUGUGGAGAAGCCGAACUGGACAGACCCUGAGGACCCGCUUACAGAAUUCAAGUGGAAGUCCCACUUCAUUAAAUCACUGAAGAUUUUCAAAAGUAUUCGUCAGGAUACGACGGGCAUUCCCGCAUUCUGGCUAACAAUUUUCCGCAAUGUCGCUAUUCUGUCGCAGAUGAUUGAGUCAUGCGAUGUACCAGCCUUGCUCAAACUAACAGACGUUGCCAUCAAAUACGAUGACGGGCACUCGUACACUCUGGAGUUUCAUUUCGACAAGAAUGCGUUCUUUUCGAACACGGUGCUCACAAAGCGCUACGUUGUGAAGUCCAGUGUUGACCCAGAUAGUCCGUUUGCCUUCGAAGGACCGGAAAUUGCCAGCUGCUCGGGAUGCGAAAUUAACUGGAAGAAGAAAAUGGACCUGACUGUCCACUCAACCAUGAAGACGCAAAAGCAUAAGGAGCGUGGCACAGUGCGCUACACUUCCGAACAAGUUCCCAUGGACACGUUCUUUAAUUUCUUCAACACACCAGAGGAUCCAGUCGAUGUUGAAUCACGGCAAAUACUGGCAGCCGAUUUUGAAAUCGGUCACUUUCUGCGGUCCCAAAUCAUUCCAAAGGCAGUGCUCUACUUCACUGGUGACAUUGUCGAUGGUAUGGAUGAUGAUGACUCCGAAGAGGAAGAGGAAGAAGAUUAAUUCGAUUGGAACGAUGAAAACUAAGAGGCACCACAGAUGAACAUAUGCCGCAAACACAAAACGGUCUCCCCAUGACUGCCCCAACCAUUAGGCAUAUCCUCAAGUAUUUCAUCGUUCAAGUUAAUUCAAUACAAUUCAAUAUAUAUCUAUCUAUAUUUAUUCUGUAAAACAAAGUCGGUUU
Messenger RNA from Drosophila obscura, 1690 nucleotides. Its product is annotated as nucleosome assembly protein 1-like 1-A. The record is from RefSeq and is a predicted model, not a curated record. The transcript has 2 exons. Gene Ontology annotation, molecular function: histone binding; chromatin binding. Gene Ontology annotation, biological process: nucleosome assembly. Bases 601 to 1509 code for a protein of 302 amino acids. Gene Ontology annotation, cellular component: nucleus; chromatin. NCBI's taxonomy places the organism in Eukaryota, Metazoa, Arthropoda, Insecta, Diptera, Drosophilidae.